Penicillium argentinense is the source of this 1881-nucleotide messenger RNA. Its product is annotated as DUF4246 domain-containing protein. The transcript has 4 exons. Bases 1 to 1881 code for a protein of 626 amino acids. The record is from RefSeq and is a predicted model, not a curated record. Lineage: Eukaryota; Fungi; Ascomycota; Eurotiomycetes; Eurotiales; Aspergillaceae.
AUGUUCCAGAAUCCGGGCCACGGGGAAGGAUUUCUCAACGUCAGCAAAAAUGUGGACUUUCGCUUCCUUCUUCCCGGAUUUGGCCGACCAUUAGAUUGGGCUCCGUUCGAAAAGAACAUUUACGGAGUCGCAAGCCGGAGCAUGUUCCCGACGGCUGCAGAUGAUCGAGAUAUCGAGAAUGGAUACACCGAGUUGCCCGUACAAACGCUUCGUGAAAUGGCCAUGGUGGCUGUCAUGGAGGAGAUCACCGAUGUUCCUGAAUGGUGGAAGAAGAUAUCAGAUCCCAAGUUUGCAGACGAGUGGAAGGAGAAAGCUAUGAACAGCGGCAGAGAUAUCACACAAAACAUGGCCGAGUGGAUUAUUGAUGAGCUCGUAUACAAGGCGAUGAUUUAUGAGAGGUUCCACUCCGUCGCGCUCUACAAUGGAGAUAUCACCAAGUCGGACACCAACGUACCCGACUCUCUCAUCCAAAGCUUACAAUCUGCAAUAAAGGUGCUAGAGAUGAGUCAUGAAGAGCUACAGUUCUACCAUCCACGCACUCGGAGCAAACAACGAGACCUUCUUGCCAUGACCUUGUAUCCACUCGUUUAUGGCAAGAGUCGCAUUCUUCCUGACAGGCUCAUUGGCCUGGACGAUGCACUGCGACACGCCGGUCAAGGUGAAGUGAUACCUGUACCCACUGAUACUGGUAUCACUAGGGAGGAUAUGGCCUGGCGGGUACGAGCUCGAGCAGACAUUUCCAAGAAGCCGUUCAGUAAGCUUUUCCAGAUUCUCCCGUCGGACUGGGAACUUGGUGACGAUGGCCGAUGGCACAUUGCGACAUACAUCAAUAACUUACAUCCCGUCAAACACCGGGACAUAUACAAGAUCAUCGAAGACACCUUCAACUGCCUUGUCCCGCAAUUCAAUAUGACCAUCACCCCGCUCAAAGAUAUGCUUCACUCUCGUGCCCGCAUCGAAUACCACAAGGCCGAAUACUACCCUGUCUCGAAGGAGGUCGCCCAGCAGGCGCCACAGAUCAAACCUCGCGAGGCACAAAGCGAAUUCGAAGAACGAUACGAGAAGUGGCGGAUGGAGCACUAUCGUGUGAUCCAGCCCGAUGCCGGAAAAUUCAUUCCUUGGGCUGUGCCGCCGUGUUUGAUGUCCAAGCUUCCAGAGGAUCUACCUAGUGCUGUUCGCAUUGAACAGGCGGUUGACCUCAACAGAGACUACAAGGAUCGUGGAUUGCAGGUGAUCACACGGCUACUGGGUGUAGACCUCACUCCAGAUGACCCGUACUUUCAGACAGACUGGCACGUUGAAGGCCAAAUGAACGAACAUAUCUGUGCCGCGGCUUUUAUCUUCUGCGAGAACGAAAACAUGGAAGUUCCCGUCAUGGAAUUCCGCAACAUCGUCGAAACAGCCAUCCUCGGAGAAGUGGAACAUGAACCCAAUGACUUCAUCUGGCUCCGGCAAGUCUACGGCAUGGACAACGGCGAGCCGGCUCUUCAACGACCAGGCUCGAUUAAAUGCACUCUCGGACGCACCACGAUAAUCCCCAGCACUGUGCAGCAUCGCAUCACCAAGUUUGAGCUCUCUGACAAGUCGAAGCCUGGUAGAACCCGUGCGCUGGCCUUCUACCUCGUCGACCCCAAUAUCCGGAUUGUUUCAACAGCAAACAUUCCACCUCAGCGACUGGAUUGGAUCUUUGAUGCACAGGCUGAGGAGGGAGAUCUUGCGAAGCCGAUGGCUCAGUUGGCCGUGGAUAAUAAGCACGAGAAAGGAGACAUGCCGAUGAGUUUGAAAGAGGCGCUUGGGAUCAGAGUUGAGGCACUGAAUGAGCUCAUUGAAUUCACGCGAUAUCAGCAUGUUGCGUUUGAGUCUAAUGUUUUGAUGCUUUAG